Molecule: messenger RNA, 4120 nt
Organism: Maylandia zebra (zebra mbuna)
Lineage: Eukaryota; Metazoa; Chordata; Actinopteri; Cichliformes; Cichlidae
Gene: tfap2a
Product: transcription factor AP-2 alpha
Biological process (GO): regulation of transcription by RNA polymerase II; anatomical structure development; regulation of cell population proliferation
Cellular component (GO): nucleus
Molecular function (GO): DNA-binding transcription factor activity, RNA polymerase II-specific; RNA polymerase II transcription regulatory region sequence-specific DNA binding
Source: RefSeq, a predicted model, not a curated record
AAAAAAGCAGAAAGAAAGAAAGUGGCACCUCCGCGGUCGUGUUAAAUGGAUUCUUUUAAUUUACAGACAAACGGUUCGUUUCCUCCGCUGGUAUCGAGGCAAAAACAAGAAAUACAUAAACAGAUAAAUAACAUUUGCAGUCGCGGUCCAGCCGAGGCCCCAGUAAGUGCUGUUUCGUAAUUUUAAAGUGCAUGAUUAGGCAGGAAGGGGAGUGGAGCUAUUUCAAGCCGCGCGCAAAAGUUACAGAGCGCAGGAUCCAGCGGCCCUGUCUCACACUGUGGGAAUUUUAUUUUGCUCCAUCUUUCCGGGUCAACGUUAAAGUUAAAGUCGGCGUGACUCUGGGUUUUUUGGAGUCGAGGACGGAUCGGUGGAUUAAUUCGACGGAGACGGGAGAGGCAGAGAGAGAGAGAGAGAGAGUGAGAGAGAACCAUGGAGGACAGCUCGCUGUCGGAGUCUGAGGUGGAAAACAAAGGGACAAGCGGUAGAAAUGAGCCGGCUGGAAUGCCCAUAGCGUCGUCUGCUGGAUUUUCACCCAGUUCAGAGGUGCACAUUGUUUCCUUCCCUGGCUUCUUCAUUCCUGUCUGUGGUCCACCUCCCUUCCCAUUCCUGUCUUUCUUUCACUUUUGCGCUUUGGCCUGGGACUCUUUUAAAAUGCCCCCCUCCUCCUCCUCCCUCUCUCUCUGAUUCGUCAGACGAGGUGAAUGUCCCUCUUUUUGUGUGUGCCUCUCUCCGCACACUCUCUCACUCCCUCUUUCUCUCUCACUCCCCCCCUCUCUCUCCCCAUCUCUGAUUAGAUAUACUGAUUCCUCCUUUCAAUGGACGUCAUUUAAGCGCAGACUCCUGCCUUGAGUUGCGUCCUCCGCUUCACGCCAGAUUUCCGUCUAUUCUUUCCUUGUUAUUAAGUAUUCCUGUGGUAUUAAUUGUAAUGAAUGCGUUCUGGUAGGAGUCCGAGAGGGAGACGAAGAAGCGGCUCUUUUUUGGGGCUAAUAUGAGCUCGAGCGAAGGGACGGUAGCACUGUGAUAGAAGCCCGGAGAACAGGGGGGAAAAGAGGGUUUACCAAGAGAAACUUUUCAACCUCGAUCGGCCAGCACCGCCGAAUAUCUGCAUUGUUAGAAGCAAAUGAAGGGCAGCUGGGAUCUAACCGUUUAUUUCUGAUGGAUUAUCGUCCUGCUACCGAGGCACAUAUCUGAUCGCCGGGGCCAUCGUGAUCUUUGCAGGAGAGAAGAGUUUUUUCGGGGGCCUUGUUCUUUUUUUUUCUUUUUUCUUUUUUGGGUUUUGCUGGUUAAUUCCUUUUGCUCUUCCCCCCCGCCCCCCAAAGACUCCGUGUUUUUGUGAACUGAUUACUAUAAUAAUCAUUUUUUAUUAUUAUUGAGUCGCACCAUAAAUCCUUACAGAUGUUAGUGCACAGUUUUUCCCCGAUGGAUCGUCACGACGGCACCAGCAAUGGGACAGCCAGGCUACCUCAGCUGGGCAGCGUGGGCCAGAGUCCCUACACGAGCGCCCCUCCGCUCUCCCACACACCGAACUCGGACUUCCAGCCUCCGUACUUUCCCCCACCCUACCAGCCCAUCUACCCGCAGUCUCAGGACCCUUACUCGCACGUCAACGACCCAUACUCCCUCAACUCCCUGCACGCCCAACCGCAGCCACAGCACCCGGGCUGGCCGGGCCAGAGGCAGGGUCAGGAGAGCGGCCUGCUGCAUCAGCACCGCAGCCUGCCCCACCAGUUGUGCCGGGAGUAUCGCAGGGAAGUGCUCCUGCCAUCCGGCCACGGCAUCGAUACGGGAUUGUCGGACUCUAUCCCUAUCCAUGGAAUACACCAAUCUUUAGAAGACGUGCAGCCUGUUGAGGAUCAAGGAAUUCACAUCCCCGACCAGACUGUAAUUAAAAAAGGUCCAGUGUCUUUAUCCAAGAACAACAACGUCUCCGCAAUCCCAGUAAAUAAGGACGGUCUUUUCGGAGGGGUGGUUAACCCCAACGAGGUGUUCUGCUCAGUUCCGGGUCGCCUGUCCCUUCUCAGCUCCACAUCAAAGUACAAGGUCACGGUGGCAGAGGUGCAGAGACGCCUCUCGCCGCCCGAGUGCCUCAACGCCUCUCUGCUGGGCGGGGUGCUGAGGAGGGCCAAGUCUAAGAACGGAGGAAGAAGCUUAAGGGAGAAGCUGGAUAAAAUCGGUUUGAAUCUACCUGCGGGCAGACGCAAGGCAGCCAACGUAACCUUGUUGACGUCACUAGUCGAAGGCGAAGCGGUGCAUCUUGCCAGGGAUUUCGGUUAUGUAUGCGAGACCGAGUUUCCAGCCAAGGCAGUAGCUGAAUAUGUAAACCGUCAGCAUUCCGACCCAAACGAACAAGUCCAAAGAAAAAACAUGCUGUUGGCCACGAAGCAAGUCUGCAAAGAGUUCACAGACCUGCUGUCCCAGGACCGCUCGCCGUUGGGAAACUCGCGGCCACAGCCCAUUCUUGAACCAGGAAUUCAAAGCUGUUUGACCCACUUCAGUCUAAUUUCGCACGGUUUCGGAACCCCUGCACUGUGCGCGGCCAUCACGGCCCUGCAGAACUAUUUGACCGAGGCUAUCAAAGCCAUGGACAAAAUGUACCUCAACAACAACCCCAACAGUCACUCAGAUAACGGCACUAAAGGCGGAGACAAAGACGAGAAGCACAGAAAGUGAUCUUUUUUCUCUCUCUCUCUCCAUCCCAUCUUCACCGAGGGCCAAACCGGCCCCCCCACGCAGGGGCCCUUCUUCUGCACCGACCCCACACCCUUCCGCCCCGGCGCCCCUCUGCCCCCAACCAUCCAAUAUAAAUAUUAUAAAUACCUUAUAAAUAUUAUUGAUAAAGUUAAACGUGCCACUUCCUGAUCUUGCGCGGUUUUACAUGUUUUUUGUUUUUGUUUUGUUUUGUUUUUACAUCCCACUUUGGAUUCAGGAGCAGGGGGAGGGAAAAAAAAAGAAAAGUCGCAAGAAUCUUCUUCCAUCACCUGAACCAUAUGAAAUGUUAUUUAAAAAAUAAAAAAAGAAAGAAAAGAGGAGAAAAAAGCUGCAGAGGAACAGCUCCAGGGCGAGGAAAAGCUGUAUUGCCUCACCCAGAGGACUUUUUAUGUACUCCCCUUAUUUUUUAUGAGCUGCAACGGAUGGACUGAAAUCCAGCGACCCCUCUAUAUCUCAAUUUUACGAUUGUGACAAAGAAAAAAAGAAGAAGAAGCUAAAAGAGGACGAAUUCUUAUCAGUAUUGUGAAUAGUAAACUUGAAAAACAACGAGAAAUCCCACAGAUCUCCAUGCCAUGACUUCAGUUGUAGACUCUGUCUCUCUCUCUCUCACUCUCACUCUCUCUCUGUCCAAGCGACCAACUUGAACUUUUUUGAAUUUCAACACGAUUCACGGUUAUAUAAGGGAAUCAGUGUUCAUGUAUGUAUAUAUUUAUUUAUGUGUAAUUUAAUGGGAAUUGUAAAUAUGGUGCGUCUGUUGAAACUUCUUUUUUUUUUUAUUUAUCUGGUGCCUCCUGUUUUAGUGGGUUUGAAUAUUCGGUUAGUUCUUCAUGUGAUUUUAUGGUUCUUAGAAAAACAGAAGUUUGGGGUAAUUUUUCAUUUCUCUGGGAUAUUUCAACUCAGCCCUCUUGUAGCAUGUUGAGGCGACAUUGAAGCAAGUGAACAAAUUUAAUAGAAAUAAACUUCCAAUUUUCUCUCUAUAUAUCAUCCUUAUUCAGUUUUUUUUCUUUAAAUUUUAUUUCAGACAGAGCAUAAGUGAGCCCCCACCCCCCACCCCCACCCCACCCCCCGAGGAGAAAUGUUCUUGUGUGUGUGUGCGUGUGUGUUUCUAUUUUUCGUUUUUAUACGAGCUUUUAUGUGUUGUGCCAAUCAGAAAUACGUUCCCACCUCUUGUUCUCUCCUUGAAGCAGCAUAAAAGCAAUAAAUGGAAUAUUGUCUUUUUUUCAAUGUUCGAAGACAUUCAAAAACAUUUUUUUUGGGGACCACCUGAUAUCUUGUUAUGUCCGAUAAUGUCCGAAAAUUGGAGGCGGUUUUAGCUGUAUUGUAUAGACCUGUGCUGGCAAUAGUUCCUAUGCCUGUCAAUGUAUUAUAGUCCUUUGUUGCCCAGAAAAAAAUAAAUAUUUGAUACGCUUCA